GGCGUGGGCUCCACGACGCCCGUGUGCAGACAGCGUCCGCUGAGGAGGACCCCUCAAGGAUUCUCCAAGAAACUCGGAGCCAAAUUCAAGUCACCGGUCCCCAGGGCGAAGGCGGCGGCGACGUGGCCAGGGGACGAGGAGUCCCUCCGCUGCGAGAUGGACAACGUACGGGACCGUACCGCAGCCGUGGACCUGGAGAUCGGGCAGCUCAAGGCGCAAGGCUGCAGUCUAGACGAGUUGGAUGUCCACAUCCGCAAGUUGCACGACUACAAUGAGCUGAAGGACGCGGCGCAGAGCCUGCUGGGUCAGCUGGCCGUCCUUCGUGGCAUCACAACCCGCGACCUCUACGGCAACUACGGACUCGACGUGGAGGACUGACCGCCGCCACCACCACCGCGACCCCGUCACCGCCGUCACCACCGUCACCACCGCCACCACCGUCGCCACCACCACCGUCACCACCACCACCACCGUCACCGCCGCCACCGUCACCACCACCGUCAUCACCGUCACCACCGCCACCACCGUCAUCACCGUCACCACCACCAUCACCGUCGCCACCACCACCGUCACCGCCACUGUCACCACCGUCACCGCCAUCACCGUCACCACCGUCACCACCGCCACCACCGUCAUCACCGUCACCACCGCCGUCACCACCGCCACCACCAUCACCACCGUCACCACCGUCACCGCCGUCGUCAUCAGCAGCGGCCGUGCUCAAUCCGCUGCUGGAUGAGUGCCGCAGCCGUGUCGGCGUUUUGGUUUCGUUCGCAAAGUUGGCGGCAGCGGAGGAAGAGGCGGGAGGCAAGUUGCGGUGGUGACGCUUCGACCGAGGCGUGGCCUGGGUUCGAUCCCCGCUCUCUCGGUGUGGAGUUUGUGUGUUCUACUCCUGUUCUAGAGUGGAGUUUGUGUGUUCUACUCCUGUUCUAGAGUGGAGUUUGUGUGUUCUACUCCUGUUCUAGAGUGGAGUUUGUGUGUUCUACUGCUGUUCUACAGAGUGAGUGGAGUUUGUGUGUUCUACCCCUGUUCUAGAGUGGAGUUUGUGUGAUCUACUCCUGUUCUACAGAGAGUGCAGUUUGUGUGUUCUACCCCUGUUCUACAGAGAGAGUGAGUGGAGUUUGUGUGAUCUACCCCUGUUCUACAGAGUGAGUGAGUGGAGUUUGUGUGAUCUACCCCUGUUCUACAGAGUGCGUGAGUGGAGUUUGUGUGUUCUACCCAUGUUCUACAGAGUGAGUGAGUGGAGUUUGUGUGUUCUACCCAUGUUCUACAGAGUGAGUGAGUGGAGUUUGUGUGAUCUACCCCUGUUCUACAGAGUGAGUGAGUGGAGUUUGUGUGAUCUACCCCUGUUCUACAGAGUGAGUGAGUGGAGUUUGUGUGUUCUACCCCUGUUCUACAGAGUGAGUGAGUGGAGUUUGUGUGUUCUACCCCUGUUCUACAGAGUGAGUGAGUGGAGUUUGUGUGAUCUACCCCUGUUCUACAGAGUGAGUGAGUGGACUUUGUGUGUUCUACCCAUGUUCUACAGAGUGAGUGAGUGGAGUUUGUGUGUUCUACCCAUGUUCUACAGAGUGAGUGAGUGGAGUUUGUGUGAUCUACCCCUGUUCUACAGAGUGAGUGAGUGGAGUUUGUGUGUUCUACCCAUGUUCUACAGAGUGCGUGAGUGGAGUUUGUGUGUUCUACUCCUGUUCUACAGAGUGAGUGAGUGGAGUUUGUGUGAUCUACCCCUGUUCUACAGAGUGAGUGAGUGGAGUUUGUGUGUUCUACCCCUGUUCUACAGAGUGAGUGAGUGGAGUUUGUGUGAUCUACCCCUGUUCUACAGAGAGAGUGAGUGGAGUGUGUGUAAUCUACCCCUGUUCUACAGAGUGAGUGAGUGGAGUUUGUGUGUUCUACCCCCUGUUCUACAGAGUGAGUGAGUGGAGUGUGUGUGAUCUCCACCUGUUCUACAGAGUGAGUGAGUGGAGUUUGUGUGAUCUCCCCCUGUUCUACAGAGUGAGUGAGUGGAGUUUGUGUGAUCUACCCCUGUUCUACAGAGUGAGUGAGUGGAGUUUGUGUUCUACCCCUGUUCUACAGAGUGAGUGAGUGGAGUGUGUGUGAUCUACUCCUGUUCUACAGAGUGAGUGAGUGGAGUUUGUGUGAUCUCCCCCUGUUCUACAGAGUGAGUGAGUGGAGUGUGUGUGAUCUCCCCCUGUUCUACAGAGUGAGUGAGUGGAGUUUGUGUGAUCUCCCCCUGUUCUACAGAGUGAGUGAGUGGAGUUUGUGUGAUCUACCCCUGUUCUACAGAGUGAGUGAGUGGAGUGUGUGUGAUCUACUCCUGUUCUACAGAGUGAGUGAGUGGAGUGUGUGUGAUCUCCACCUGUUCUACAGAGUGAGUGAGUGGAGUUUGUGUGAUCUACCCCUGUUCUACAGAGAGAGUGAGUGGAGUGUGUGUGAUCUACCCCUGUUCUACAGAGUGAGUGAGUGGAGUUUGUGUGAUCUACCCCUGUUCUACAGAGUGAGUGAGUGGAGUUUGUGUGUUCUACCCCUGUUCUACAGAGUGAGUGAGUGGAGUUUGUGUGUUCUACUCCUGUUCUACAGAGUGAGUGAGUGGGUGGGUAGGUGGGUGAGUGGGUAGGAGGUACAGCUGGUGCAUUUGCCAGCUCAUCGUAGUCAAGUCAACCCCAUGGCACCUGCUGGGUCUGUCCCGUGACCUCCUCCUGCACCUAGCCUGGCACAGCAGUCGACACACGGCACCUGCUGGGUCUGUCCCAUGACGACCUCCUGCACCUAGCCUGGCACAGCAGUCGACCCAUGGCACCUGGUGUAGCGGUGUGUAGUAGUGAACAUCGCCACUGGGGAGACAAAGGCGGUCAGGCGUGGUGCUGACCACCCACCCCCUCGUGUGCCACAGUGCCGGUAGCCUUAGUAGGCGCUACUCGCUAACAGCACUUGCCCGUACAGCCUGUUAGAGGCUACACGGGGGUUAUCUCUGGGUGAGUUAAUGAAGGGAUGUGUGAGUGGGUGGGUGGGUGUAUGAAUGGGUGUGAGUGGGUGGGUGGGUGUGUGAGUGGGUGUGUGUGAGUGAGUGAGUGUAUGAGUGGGUGUGUGAGUGGAUGUGUGGAUGAGUGGGUGAAUAUGUGGGUGUGUGAGUGGAUGUGUGGGUGAGUGGGUGAAUAUGUAGGUAUGUGAGUGAGUGAGGUGAGUGGGUGUGUGAGUGAGUGAGUGAUUGAGUGGGUGAGUGGGUGUGUGAGUGAGUGUGUGUGGGUGAGUGUGGGUGAGUGUGUGAGUGAGUGGAUUUGCCGACAAUAAAAGCCAUGAAACUCUC
Messenger RNA from Lethenteron reissneri (Far Eastern brook lamprey), 3301 nucleotides. It is a transcript of the gene SWI5, whose product is annotated as SWI5 homologous recombination repair protein. The record is from RefSeq and is a predicted model, not a curated record. Gene Ontology annotation, biological process: double-strand break repair via homologous recombination. NCBI's taxonomy places the organism in Eukaryota, Metazoa, Chordata, Hyperoartia, Petromyzontiformes, Petromyzontidae. Gene Ontology annotation, cellular component: Swi5-Sfr1 complex; Swi5-Swi2 complex.